ACGGAUCGACCCUAAAUGCCCCAUCACGCUGCUCCAGAUGUGAACAUGAGUGGUUACAAUAGUACCAGUUAACUACAGCUCGGACCACAGCACUGCACUCAAGAUGUCUGCUGAGCUCUACUCUGCGAGUGGUAAUAAUGCAAGUCUUCAAGGCGCCACAGUGGGAGGCGUCAAACCUUUACAUCGCUUCAUUAAGGGCCAACCCAAGAUUAUUGGCAUAAUCGUUCUGGUCCUGGGCACGUCUUUCUUCAUCCUUUCCAUCGCCAUCAUGCCAUCCUCUGUUCAACAUUUAUCGGCAGUCAUCCCACCUGGCCUCUUACUGGGAACAAUGUUCAUCGUAUGUGGGAUUCUGUAUAUUGUGACAGAGCACAAACCAACCAAGAAAACAGUAACCAUAUCACUGGCUCUGAGCAUUGUGGGCAUACUUGGGGCAUGUUGGACUUUCAUGCAGAUCUUACCCGAACUGGUUCACUCCCACUACUACAGACACUAUGACUACUUUGAAUACAAUAUCACAGAGUCCGAAGCACCAUGGUUAACAUAUGAGGCCAUGGAAGAGUCUAUGAAUGCGAUCUUCCUGUUCCACAGUUUUGUGGGUGCAGUUAUUCUCAUUGUAAUGUCAGCUCUGGCUGGGGCUGCUCUGCGUUCAACAAAGAACCAGGUAAUUGUAAUGAUGACUGCUUCGCCGACUGAGACACCAGUUGAAUAAUGAUGAAGUCUGAGGUGGAGUAGACUGAGCAGAAAAAAGACUUAUAAAGCAUACAAAGACAGCAAAGUAUUUAUCUUUGUGGGCACAACAAGAUACAUGAUUCAAAAACAUAAACCACUUCUCACUGGUGAGUUGUGGUUGUUGCACAAAUUCAUUUCAGUUAAUAUGUCUGUAUGUAUAUUUUUUUAUACUUUUUAACCUUUUUUGAACAAAUGCCACCAGAUUCAGCAGGAAGAUGGUAUUGAACUCUCCCCACUGUGUAGCCAGUUAACUGCUACGCUGCAGUCUGGCACUGGCUGAGCUGUCGCUACAAUAUGUUUGCACUAUUACACCACGGGACAAAGGUCUGGGUUAAACCAAUGUCUGUCUGAGAUAGCUGAAAAAAACAUUUUGUGUGGGCUGUUUUAAUUUCUCCAAAACAAUCAAACUUCAACUCAGACGAGCUCGCUGGUGCUCCCGUUACAGUAAAAAGGCACCACUAUUUAGAAAUGUUUAUAAUAUAUUCUCAUUAUAUAUGUACCAUUAAUAAGACAAAGUUUUGGAUUGAGGCUGUCCUCUGGUUUGUCUUUUUACCUUUAAUUCAGUAGGAAGAUCAUUCAAAUAGACCAUUUAACCAGUUUGCUUCCAGGACUACAAAUCACUGACCACAUAUCUAAUUUUAUUCAACUGUUCAAAUAGUGUAUUAAAAAUGUGGUAAUUCAGUCUGAUCAUGUUACGGAUUAACCACUUACCUUUUGGAAAAGUGUUACACAACACCUGCACCCAAAUUCAACUAUUACUACUAAUAACUUAUGAACAUAACUUCUUAAUGUUUGUUAAUAUACUGCUUAAUUAUUAUUAAUUAAUGACUAAUUAUGGCUUAAAAAGUAAAAAACCUUGAUUCUGUAUUAAUACUUCUGAGUAUUUUAAGUGAGUAUUUAAUCAUGGUUUGCAUUUAGAACUGCAUUAUUACCAAAUGGAAACACACGUAAACACACAUGUAAAUGUGAAUGUAAAUUCCAAAAAAAAAAUUCUGUUAUUCCAUUUUUAUUCCAACAGAGUGGAAACAUCUGAAUGUGAAAAUGUAAUGUCAACAAAUCCAACCAUAAACAUGUAACCUUUGGCAAA
Dicentrarchus labrax (European seabass) is the source of this 1816-nucleotide messenger RNA. RefSeq lists its product as uncharacterized. Lineage: Eukaryota; Metazoa; Chordata; Actinopteri; Moronidae. The transcript is spliced from 7 exons. The record is from RefSeq and is a predicted model, not a curated record. Bases 104 to 709 code for a protein of 201 amino acids.